UGGCACCGCAUUGAAUAUAACCGAGUUGAAAUACACGGGUGCUGUUUUGAAGUUUCGGAUUUGGAGUAUCUACCCAUCUACGUUGUUGAGCAUGCAGUACAUCCAGAUAUACAUCACCACCACCAUUACUGAUCUUUGUACAUGUCGCAAUAAUUGCAUUUUGUUAUAAAACGUUUGGUUCUAAUUAAGUUUGAGAGACCCACACUCGCAUUGAUGUAAACAUGGCCUGCUGUUUUAAUUACAAAUUUGUGCUCAAUCUAUGUAACUUUUUGUUUUUGAUAUGUGGCUUGCUGCUGGUAGUAUCAGGUCUAUAUAUCUUCUCCGAUAACAAACGCAUUCUGCUCUCCAGACUUUUGGCUGCAUCCAGCGAUCGGCUGAGCUCACUUCCGCAGCCGCUGCUUUUUUAUAUAGCACUGGGUGUGGCGAUUGCGGGAUUUGUGGCUACUCUGGCCGCCGUUGUGGGUUUCUGGGCCAGUUGCCUUCACACCUAUUGCUUUCUGACCAUAUACUUCCUGAGCGUUGUGGUGCUCCUCCUGACCGAAUCGGUUUUGUGCCUGGCUAUCACAUUGUGGCCACAUUGCCUGGGAAUCAGCCUGGAUGAGACUCAGAUGGUGCGAUCCUUGCAAAGCAACUAUGGAGUUCCUGGGCAGGAGCAGUUUACCAAUGCUUUGGAUUUGGCACAGGUCCGGUUCGGAUGCUGCGGGAUGAGAAGUUCCUUGGACUACGACACAUCGUUGUGGAGAUUACAGGGCUAUGGACAAAGGAAUUGGCCGGUGCCGCUCAGUUGUUGUGUCCUUCAGAAUGCUGAUCAGUCCAUGGCAUAUCUGGACCCCAAGCCAGCCAAUGAAUCGAUGUGUCAGUCUCUGGAACGAUUAUCCUACGAAAGGGAACGUCACACCGAGUCCUGUCUGCCCCAUCUGGACAACUGGUACCGAGAACAGUACAGCGUCUUUCUUGCCGCCAGUCUAAUAUUGGCCAUGAUUGAGUUUUGUGUUCUACUCGCCAUUAUCAUGAGCUGCACCGGACUUGCUUCGCAACGGGCUAGGCUCAAGAAACCUGUUCAGGAAAUGCGGACGCAAAAAGUAAAAUCGCGACAAACACUAAUCGAGAACAUAUACGAACCUGAUUUUGAACUGAGGGAAAAUUCCAAUCACAGUGGAGACGGAAUAUAUCUGGGACCCGCUAGCAGGCAUGUCAGCAGUGAGGAUUUCAAGGAGUUGUAUAUUAAACCGAGAGACCUGUACAAACAACAUAAUUUAAGAACAACCCCAGCCAACCGACAAUCACAAAUGAGGAAUUAUUUGGUAUAAUUCAAACCCUGAAGAUCCUGCUCACAAAUAAUAUUCCAUUUGAUAGAUUCUAUUUUGAACACGUUUGGUUUAAGCUAAUAUAAAGCUAAUCCAAGAGAGGAAAGUAUACAAUAAAGAAUUAACUAUAAUCUUUGUAUAUCACAA
Molecule: messenger RNA, 1454 nt
Organism: Drosophila mauritiana
Lineage: Eukaryota; Metazoa; Arthropoda; Insecta; Diptera; Drosophilidae
Gene: Tsp68C
Product: tetraspanin-15
Exons: 2
Coding region: 222-1310 (362 amino acids)
Cellular component (GO): membrane
Source: RefSeq, a predicted model, not a curated record